Messenger RNA from Cebus imitator (Panamanian white-faced capuchin), 4794 nucleotides. It is a transcript of the gene SEMA4D, whose product is annotated as semaphorin 4D. The coding region runs from base 788 to 3376 and encodes 862 amino acids. The transcript is spliced from 19 exons. Gene Ontology annotation, biological process: negative chemotaxis; positive regulation of cell migration; axon guidance. The record is from RefSeq and is a predicted model, not a curated record. NCBI's taxonomy places the organism in Eukaryota, Metazoa, Chordata, Mammalia, Primates, Cebidae. Gene Ontology annotation, molecular function: semaphorin receptor binding; chemorepellent activity.
GCGCCGCAGCAUCUCCGCCACCAACGCUGCCGCCGGGCCUCCUCGCCGCCCCCUCCCCGGCCUGGCCGCCUCCCGCCGCCGCCUCCGCCGCCGCCAUUCCUGGCGCCCUAGCUCGCCCGGCCGGGAGCAGCCGCGGUCAGGACGCGCGCUCCAGACUCUACCAACUCCAGAUAGUAGAAAGAAACCAUAUGCUGAAAUGCUUGACAACACUGAUCGUUUGCAAAGAUUCCUGAAGACGUCUUUCUAGAAGUGACUGGAAAAUUUCAAGAGGCGUAAGAUACAGAUGGUGUUUCUUUGUGACUUCUUCCAGGCCCUGGCUCAACUCUGGUCUGAAAAUCAAAACAGCACCGGUGGUGUGUGAGAGAGCUGGUGGUCAGCACAGCCACUGUUAGAAAUUAAAUACAUGGACUUCAAGUGAAACAAAUUGUAUUUUAAAAGACACCAGUUUCCAAAGAGAGAAAUCCUCUCCUGGCUCUGGACUCAGCCUGGGCUGACCGCAGCCUGCUUAUUGGGACGCCAAGAGGACUAACUGCAGUUGGGGACCUCGCAUUUCUUGAGGCCCUAAAGAAGUAUCAAGGGGGCUUUGACAUUGCGGUGGUGAGAGCGGCCCCUCCUCACCUGGAGAACUGGGAAAUGUGGAUUCUCAGGGACCACGUUGCUCACCAGCUCCAGGCUGUGCUGUUGGCCCUGGUCCUGGGGCGCUGAGUCGCAUCCGCAAUAGCACACUUGCCUGGCCACUUGCUGCGUGAGCCUUUGUGGCUGGAGGCCCUGGGGCUGCCCCUACCUGAUGAAGAUGCGCACCCCCAUUAGGGGGCUGCUCACGGCCCUUGCACUGGUGUUUGGGACAGCGAUGGCAUUUGCACCCAUGCCCCGGAUCACCUGGGAGCACAGAGAGGUGCAUCUCUUGCAGUUUCACGAGCCGGACAUCUACAACUAUUCAGCCUUGCUGCUGAGCGAGGACCAGGACACCUUGUACAUAGGCGCCCGGGAGGCGAUCUUCGCUGUGAACUCACUCAAUGUCUCUGAGAAGCAGCACGAGGUACAUUGGAAGGUCUCAGAAGACAAAAAAGCAAAAUGCGCAGAAAAGGGGAAAUCAAAACAGACAGAGUGCCUCAACUAUAUCCGGGUGCUGCAGCCGCUCAGCGCCACUUCCCUUUACGUGUGUGGGACCAACGCAUUCCAGCCGGCCUGUGACUACCUGAGCUUAACAUCCUUUAAGUUUCUGGGGAGAAAUGAAGAUGGCAAAGGAAGAUGUCCCUUUGACCCAGCACACAGCUACACAUCCGUCAUAGUUGAUGGAGAACUUUAUUCGGGGACGUCGUAUAAUUUUUUGGGAAGUGAACCCAUCAUCGCCCGAAAUUCUUCCUCUAGUCCCCUGAGAACGGAAUAUGCAAUCCCUUGGCUGAACGAGCCUAACUUCGUGUUUGCUGACGUGAUCCGAAAAAGCCCAGACAGCCCCAACGGCGAGGAUGACAGGGUCUACUUCUUCUUCACGGAGGUGUCUGUGGAGUACGAGUUUGUGUUCAGGCUGCAGAUCCCACGGAUAGCAAGAGUGUGCAAGGGGGACCAGGGUGGCCUGAGGACCUUGCAGAAGAAGUGGACCUCCUUCCUGAAGGCCCGACUCAUCUGCUCCCAGCCGGACAGCAGCUUGAUCUUCAAUGUGCUGCGAGACGUCUUCGUGCUCAGGUCCCCAGGCCUGAAGGGGCCUGUGUUCUACGCGCUCUUCAGCCCACAGCUGAACAACGUGGGGCUGUCGGCAGUGUGUGCCUACAACCUGUCCACGGCCGAGGAGGUCUUCUCCCACGGGAAGUACAUGCAGAGUGCCACGGUGGAGCAGUCCCACACCAAGUGGGUGCGCUACAAUGGCCCGGUACCCAAGCCGCGGCCUGGAUCGUGCAUCGACAGCGAGGCGCGGGCAGCCAACUACACCAGCUCCUUGAAUUUGCCAGACAAGACGCUGCAGUUCGUCAAAGACCACCCUCUGAUGGACGACUCUGUAACCCCAAUAGACAACAGGCCCAGGUUAAUCAAGAAAGAUGUGAACUACACCCAGAUCGUGGUGGACCGGACCCAGGCUCUGGAUGGGACUGUCUAUGACGUCAUGUUUGUCAGCACUGACCGGGGAGCUCUGCACAAAGCCAUCAGCCUCGAGCACUCCGUGCACAUCAUCGAGGAGACCCAGCUUUUCCAGGACUUUGAGCCAGUCCAGACCCUGCUGCUGUCUUCAAAGAAGGGCAGGAGGUUCGUCUAUGCUGGCUCUAACUCGGGUGUGGUCCAGGCCCCACUGGCCUUCUGCGGGAAGCACAGCACCUGCGAGGACUGUGUGCUGGCGCGGGACCCUUACUGCGCCUGGAGCCCGCCCACGGCGACCUGUGUGGCUCUGCACCAGACCGAGAGUCCCAGCAGGGGUUUGAUUCAGGAGAUGAGCGGCGAUGCCUCUGUGUGCCCGGAUAAAAGUAAAGGAAGUUACCGGCAGCAUUUUUUCAAGCACGGUGGCACAGCAGAGCUGAAAUGCUCCCAAAAGUCCAACCUGGCCCAGGUGUUUUGGAAGUUCCAGAAUGAUGUGUUGAAGGUCGAGAGCCCCAAGUAUGGUCUUAUGGGCAGAAAAAACUUGCUUAUCUUCAACCUGUCAGAAGGAGACAGUGGGGUGUACCAGUGCCUGUCAGAGGAGAGGGUUAAGAACAAGACGGUCUUCCAAGUGGUUGCCAAGCAUGUCCUGGAAGUGAAGGUGCUUCCAAAGCCCGUGGUGGCCCCCACCUUGCCAGUUGUUCAGACAGAAGGUAGCAGGAUUGCCACCAAAGUGUUGGUGGUAUCCUCCCAAGGGUCUUCUUCCCCGACUCCAGCCGUGCAGGCCACCUCCUCUGGGGCCAUCACCCUUCCUCCCAAGCCUGCAUCCACCGGCACAUCCUGCGAACCAAAGAUCGUCAUCAACACGGUCCCCCAGCUUCACUCAGAGAAAACCAUGUAUCUUAAGUCCAGCGACAACCGCCUCCUCAUGUCCCUCUUCCUCUUCUUUUUUGUUCUCUUCCUCUGCCUCUUCGUCUACAACUGCUAUAAGGGCUACCUGCCUGGACAGUGCUUGAAAUUCCGCUCGGCCCUGCUGCUCGGGAAGAAAAAGCCCAAGUCAGAUUUUUGUGACCGUGAGCAGAGCCUGAAGGAGACAUUGGUGGAGCCAGCGAGCUUCUCCCAGCAGAAUGGGGACCACCCCAAGCCGGCCCUGGACACUGGCUAUGAGACCGAGCAAGACACCAUCACCAGCAAAGUCCCCACGGACAGGGAGGACUCGCAGAGGAUUGACGACCUCUCUGCCAGGGACAAGCCCUUCGACGUCAAGUGUGAGCUGAAGUUCGCCGACUCAGACGCAGAUGGAGACUGAGGCCGGCUGUGUGUCCCCACCGGCGCCUCGGCCGUGAUGUGUCCAGGCGUGGAGAGUUUUGUGUUUCUGCUGUUCAGUAUCCAAGUCUCGUGCAGUGCUGCGUAGGUUAGCCCGCGUCGUGCAGACAACCCUAGUCCUCUGUCUAUUUUCUCUUGGGUUGAGCCUGUGACUUGGUUUCUCUUUGUCCUUUUGGAAAAAUGACAAGCAUUGCAUCCCGGUCUCGUGGUCCGCAGUCAGCCGGAGCACUUUAAGAAGUCCUGCAGGUGGCGCGGAGUUCCUGAGCCCUUUCUGUAGUGGGGGAAAGGUGGCUGGACCUCUGUUGGCUGAGAAGAGCAUCCCUUCGGCUUCCCCUCCUCCUAGCAGCCACUAAAAGAUGAUUUAAUUCCAGAUUGGAAAUGACGUUUUAGUUUAUCAGAUUGGUAACUUAUCGCCUGUUGUCCAGAUUGGCACGAACCUUUUCUUCCACUUAAUUAUUUUUUUAGGAUUUUGCUUUGAUUAUGUUGAUGUCAUAGGUCAUUUUUUUAAAAUUACAUAAGCAGGUGUUUUAAUAUUUAGAAGAAGAUGUAUAUCUUCCAUAUUUUGUUAUAUAUUUGGGAUAAAAUAUGGCUUACUUUGCUUAAGAUUCUCAGGGAUAAACUUCCUUUUGCUAAAUGCAUUCUUUCUGCUUUUAGAAAUGUAGACAUAAACACACCUCGGAGCACACUCACCUUUUUCUUGUUUUAACUUUAUUUUUUGAGGGAAGCAUCGUUUUUGAAGAAAUUUUCUUUCUGUACUUCAUUUUUCUUUUUUUUUAACUUUUACUCUCUCAAAGACGAGGACCUUCCCAUGUCCGCGAGGUGGGUUUUGAGCAAGGCAAGGUGACCCAGGUGAGCUGAGUGGAGCCAGGCUGGCCCAGAGCUGAGACGGGGAGUGCAGUACAAUCUGGUGCCCACAGCCGUCGGUCCGAUCCUCCCAUUGAGACAGAUGGAACCUUCCCAAAGGCGCCUUUGGUUCUCUGAAUGUCUCCUUUCUCUUCUUGCUUCAAUUUCAUACCCACUGCCUGUGCAGACUCUCCAUCCAGACUCCCUGCGCUGCUCACCACUGGAAGGCAACUGGGCCCUCUCGAGUGCACGGCGCUGUUCCUGGCACUGUCCUGAAGAUGUGAAUGGGUGGUACGAUUUCAACGCUGGUUAAUUUCAUGCUCCAUCUCCCUGCUUUGUAAAUACCCAUCAGGAAGAGACACUUUUUCCAUGGCGAAGAGCAAUAAACUCUGGAUGUUUGUGUGCGUGUGUGGACAGUCUCAUCUUCCAGCAUGAUAGGAUUUGACCAUUUUGGUGUAAACAUUUGUGUUUUAUAAGAUUUACCUUGUUUUUAUUUUUCUACUUUGAAUUGUAUACAUUUGGAAAAUACCCAAAUAAAUGAGAAGCUUCUAUCCUUGA